Molecule: messenger RNA, 6024 nt
Organism: Botrytis deweyae
Lineage: Eukaryota; Fungi; Ascomycota; Leotiomycetes; Helotiales; Sclerotiniaceae
Exons: 6
Coding region: 1-6024 (2007 amino acids)
Biological process (GO): secondary metabolite biosynthetic process; fatty acid biosynthetic process
Molecular function (GO): fatty acid synthase activity
Source: RefSeq, a predicted model, not a curated record
AUGGCCCAAACACACCAAAUCUUCCUCUUUGGAGAUGUACACGUUGACAAGCUCUCCGCUCUCAAAACACUUUUCUCUCACUCUAAGACUCACCCACAGCUGAGAGACUUCCUAAGAUCUGCCUGUGAUGUCAUACAAUGCCAGCUUUCCACCUUUCUGCCAGAAGAACGAGGAGUGUUUGGGCAUUUCGACGAUCUUCUUGAGUUGGGCGAGCGAUAUGCCAAAGAAGAGUUCCCAGAUGAGAUGAUUGGCUAUGUUCUCAUCACCACCAUACAAGUUGGUGACUUGCUCUUUCACAAAUUGACCAAAAACAACAACAAUACACAUUCUCUCGGUCUUUGCAUCGGUCUUCUUGCAGCUUCAGUGGCAGCAGCAGUGAGUGAUACAAGUAAAAUUGCCAAGUUAGGCACUGAAAUCAUAGCAAUAAGUCUGCGACUAGGUGUUGCUGUACGCCGGCGAUCGCGAUGUAUCGAAGACACGCACAGAUCAUGGGGCUGUAUAUUGUUUGGUCUUGAGUUUUGGGACCUACAGAAGAAAUUGGAGGAGUUUAACAAGAAUUUCCCAAAGCCAAGAUGGGCAUACGCAGGCGUAUCCACAAAAUCGUGGACUACAGUCUUCGGGCCUCCAUCUACACUGCAAAAUUUAUGCCCCGCAAUUGACGUACCGCAUAAAUUACUCACCUCAGCCAAUGCGGUUCACGCUCCGCAUCUCGUACAGCUAGAUAUCUCCUUUAUUCUUGGAGAUUCGCCUGUUCUCGGCUACGCAAUCCCACACACAUCAUUACUCGUCUCAGUAAGCACUGGCUUGCCAUAUCCAGCAGUAUCGCUACGCGAACUUCUCCACGCGAUUGUGGAUGAUAUAGCACAUAAACCGAUGUGCAUCGACAAGACAGUCGAGGGCCUUGCUUCAAUUGUCAGUCCUGAUAGGGAUUCGGAAAUCACAUUAACGACUCUGGGACCGUGUAGUCAUACGGGGAUGGUGCAGAAGAUAUUAUCAUCUUUUUUCUCCACCGUUCACAUAAGCGCUCACAUCGGGUCUCAUGAAGGUUCAGACACCACAAACUCACGUGGUAGAUCGAGUGAUAUUGCCGUGAUCGGGAUGUCCGGGCGCUUUCCAUUGGCGGAAGAUGUGGAAGAAUUCUGGAAGGUGCUACAAGCCGGACAUGCAUUACACGAAACGAUUCCUCCCUCUCGCUUCUCCAUCUCCGACUUCCAUGACCCCACCGGCGAAACCAAAAACUCCCUCUUGACCACUCACGGCGUCUUCCUCCGCCACCCCGGCCUCUUCGACAACAAACUUUUCAACGUCUCCCCCAAAGAAGCCCUCCAGAUGGAUCCCCUGCAACGACUCCUCCUCCUCUGCACCUACGAAGCCCUUGAAAAAGCAGGGUAUGCGCGCAACUCCAGCGCUUCUACUCAUCCCUCUAGAACCGGCACAUAUUUUGGCCAAACCGUCGAUGACUGGAAAGAUAUCAAUGCCCAGAUGGGAAUCGAUACUCAUUACCUGCCCUCUCUCGACCGGGCAUUUCAUCCCGGCCGAGUAGCGCAUUAUUUUAAAUGGGGCGGAGGCUUUUACAGUGUUGAUACGGCCUGUUCGUCUAGUUUGACCUGUGCACAUCUCGCGUGCGAAGCUCUCAAUAAUCGUGAACUCGACAUGGCAACUGUAGCUGGGGGAUCACUACUCGGAGCCCCAGAAAUGUUUUCCGGAUUAGGCAAAGGUGGAUUUUUAUCUGCGACUGGCGGGUGCAAGACUUUCCACGAUGAUGCGGAUGGGUAUUGUCGGGGCGAAGCGCUCGGCGUUGUGGUCUUGAAAAGGUUGGAAGAUGCAGCGAGAGAGAAUGAUAACAUUCUUGCUGUGAUUAAGGGAACAGAAAGAAACUCGAAUGCAGGCGCGGCCUCGAUAACGUAUCCAGGGCAAGAGGCGCAGGAAACAUUGUUUGGGAGGCUGUUGAGAAAGGCCAGCGUGGAUCCACAUGAUGUAGGGUUUGUGGAAAUGCAUGGGACAGGGACGCAGGCCGGGGAUAAUGUCGAGACUAAUUCGGUAAGGAACGUGUUUGCGCAGAAUCGGGGCAGGGAUAAUCCGCUGUACAUUGGGGCUGUGAAGGCGAUUAUCGGGCAUAGUGAAGCAGCGGCGGGAAUUGCUUCACUCAUUAAAUCAUUGUUGAUUUUGAGGGAAGGAAGUAUCCCAACGCAGCCGGAGUGGCCCUUCAAGCUUAAUCACAAUUUUCCUGACCUGGAAGCAUCGAAUAUUGUUAUUGCAGACGGCAAGGGCCGACUGGUUCCAAGACCAAAUGGUGACGGCAAGAGAAGAAUCGUGGUUAAUUCUUUUGAUGCUGCAGGAGGUAACACUAGUCUCCUAAUCGAAGACGCACCUCGAAGGGUGUCGAAAAGCCCUGAUCCACGAUCCCAUCACGUCAUCACAGUUUCUGCUCGUACCUUAACCUCUCACGCAGCAAACAAGAAGCGCCUACUACAGUACCUAAAGAUGAACCCAGAUACUACGAUAGCUGAUUUGGCUUAUACAACAACUGCUCGUCGCGAACAUGAGCUCUACCGAGUAGCAUUUGUAUGCGAGUACAUUAGCGAACUAACGAAGCAACUUGAUUCAAGCACAGAGCCAGAACUACCACCAAAGUCCGGCUCAUCACUUAUAUUCGUAUUCACAGGACAAAGCGUGCAAUACACUGGAAUGGGCAGAAUACUAUAUGAGACUUCACCAAGAUUCAAGCAAACUCUCGAUACGUACCAAUCUCUCUGCGACAGUCAAGAUCUUGCUUCCUUUAUUGACAUCAUACGCGGAACGCAAGAUGUGAAAAAUGCGACAGCUGCUCAACUUCAACUAGCUAUUGUCGCGUUAGAGGUUGCUUUGGCCCAUUACUGGGAGUCUCUAGGCCUCAAACCACGCUUGGUAAUCGGACAUAGUCUUGGCGAGUACGCCGCGUUGUGCAUUGCUGGGGUGUUAUCCAUCAGCGAUACCCUGUUUCUAGUCAACAAGCGGGCCACGUUGAUGGAGAAGCAGUGUGGACCUGGAACUUCGGCUAUGCUAGCUAUUGCAUUGCCGAAAGACAAAGUCUCAGAGGUUCUGAAGACUCGGCUAUUUUGUGAAAUUUCCUGUUUGAAUGGCCCUUCUAGCACGGUUGUAAGUGGACCAACGGAGGAGAUACAAUCGCUUCGAAUUGAGCUUAAGGAGAAGAAAGUUCAAUCCUCACUUCUUCCAACUGGAUUCGGAUUUCAUUCUCAGGCAAUGGAUCCUAUUCUUGAUGAUUUCGAGGUGGCAUCGAAGAGAGCACACUUCAUGACACCUAAAAUCCCGGUCGCUUCAACCUUGACUGGUGAUGUGAUUACUUCUGAAGGAGUAUUCAAUGCCACUUAUCUGCGACGGCAAAUUCGUGAACCAGUCGCAUUCAUGAAAGCCGUGCGAACAUGUGAAUCAGAGGCAUUUAUCAGCAACAGCGAUGUCAUUCUCGAAACAGGUCCACAUCCAGUGUGUAUCGGACUUAUCACACAGAGUCUAUCAGAUGCACAACCAACUUGUCUCCCGUCACUACAUCGCAGCAAAGAUAAUUGGAAAACAAUUUCAGAGGCUAUCGCUGCUGCACAUGUUGCCAAGCUUCCUGUACUUUGGCAUGAGUUCCACGCCGAUCAUCUCAAUAGCGUCAGACUAUUAGAUUUACCCACAUAUGCGCUCGACUUGAAGGACUACUGGGUACCAUAUCGAGCGCAAUUGCCAGCAGCUCCUCAAACCCAAGCUAAACCUACUCUCUCAACAACAUGUCUGCAGAAAUUAGAAUCUCUAAGUAUCAAUAACACUCACGUAUCAGCUAUCUUCACAUCUCAGGUCUCCGAGCCAAAUCUCUACAAAGCCAUUCGCGGCCACGUUGUAGAUGACGUUGCAAUCUGUCCCGCUAGCGUGUUCUGCGAUAUGGCAUAUACAGCGUCGAAAUUCGUUCUCGAGCAAGCUGGUAUCAAAGCAGAUUUAGCUAAUCUGGAACUGGUUGAUCUUAAUAUGACGCAAGCGCUUGUUGUUCAUUCGAAAGAUACGGAACAAAUAGUUCAUGUUUCUGCCGAUCUUGACUCCACGCAAAAGGUCAUCUCUAUUACUUUUAGCUCCGUUGAAAACUCGAGCAGUAUGGCAGAACAUGGUACAUGUCGUGUUGUUGUCAACGAAGGAAAUGUUGUUCAGGAAGCGGAAUGGUCACGGAUGCAACGGCUGGUCGAAAGUAGGGUUGGCAGCUUAGAGAACUCCAAAACCGCACACCACAUAACUAAACCCCUGAUCUACAAGCUCUUCUCAACCCUAGUCGAUUACGAUAGAUCUUACCACGCAUUAUCAGAAAUCUCUAUAGAAGAAAACUUCGAGGAUGCCGCAGCCACUAUGGUUCUUAAACAGGAUCCAGACCUAGGCUCAUUCACGCACAGUCCAUACAUUGUAGAUGCACUCGUACAUCUCGCAGGACUGUUGCUAAAUGUCAAUCCCGCAAAACCAAAAACAGACCUGUAUAUUGCUGGAAAUAUUGGACGCAUGAGCAUCAUGGGCGAUUUGUCAAAAAAUCAACAGUGCACAGCCUAUGCAACGAUUCGAGAGCGAACCGGCAAAGGCGUUUGCCUGUAUGACGUACACGAACCUCGUGGCGAUAAGCACCGAUAUCAAAUUCCAGCGAUUAAGCAGAGAGAACUGGGGUUGAGCUGCCCGCCGCUAGAAGCGAAGGGGGAACUUGGCAGUGUCUCUGAGACUAUAUCAAUAUCACCUUCAAAGUCAACGGCCAAACAGGAACAACGACAGAAUCUAACAGCUAAGCGUCAAAGAUCAUCCAGCCAGACGCAAGCUCAGAAUAACAAGAAAUUAAAAAACACAUCUGAGACUUCUCAGAGUACUGCUUUAUUCAAGAUCGUCGCAGCAGAAUUAGGAAUAGAUAUCACCGAGUUGACACCUAGUACUGAAUUUGCUGAGAUAGGAGUUGAUUCCAUGCUCAGCAUCAAAAUCCUCUCAAUCUUCAAAAAGCAAUCGGGAACCGAACUCCCAGCGGCAUUCUUCAACAGCAAUUCCACCAUCACCUCAGCACGAGAAGAACUCGACGGAUCCCCCUCCCCCCAAACAUAUCACACCGCCACCUCCGAAUCUCAACCCAAACUCCCCAAAUCCCGCGUAAUCCUCAUCCAAGGCAAAUCCCACUCCAAAGCCACCCCCCUUUUCCUCGCUACCGACGGCUCCGGCGCCGUAACACCCUACAUUCACUUCCCCGCUCUCCCUCACGGUCGCAAGAUCUACGCCCUGGAAUCGCCAUUCCUAGAAAAGCCAGACGAAUACACUCUUUCCAUCCAAGAGAUGGCCGACAUCUUCAUCACCGCCAUGCGCACCAUCCAACCCCACGGCCCAUAUUUAAUCGGCGGGUGGUCCGCAGGCGGAAUCUACGCAUACGAAAUUGCACAUCGCUUAGCCAUGGUCGGGGAGACGAUCACCGGGCUCGUGAUAAUAGAUACACGUAUCAAUGUCUCUGUUCCUAUGGCAGAUGUAACCAUGGAAUUUAUCGAGCGUUUCGGGAUAUUCACCGGUGUGGGGCGCGGAAACCUAUUGUCGGGAUUAUCGGUGCAGCAGAAACAACAUCUGACAUCCACCGUUCGCGCUCUCUGUAAAUACGAUGCAGUGCCUUUUCCGGCUGGGAGGGCACCGCGCAAAACGCAUAUUAUUUGGGCGAGUAAGGGGCUGAAUGACAGUGCGAAUCCGGGGGAGAGGAACGACCAGGUUACGGGAAAGGCGGCAAUGAGGCCGGGGAGCGGGGGGAAGAAUAUGAGCGAGAUGGAGUUGGGGGAUUUUGAGGAGGAAUUUAAGAGUUGGUUUUUUGGGAAGAGGAGCGAUUUUGGGACGAAUGGGUGGGAAGAGUUAUUGCUGAAGGGGGAUGUUAAGGUUCAUAAGGUUGAUGCUGAUCAUUUUUCCAUGGUUGUGCCGCCCUGUGUGAAGGAGUUGGGUUCGGUGUUGUUGGAGAGCAUUGAAGAUUUUGCGAGAAUUGAGGCGGAGGAAGAAUAG